GAAAAGUUAUUGCUCUGCUCUGCGUCUGGUGUAGUAAAAAUGAAAGUUGAAUUAUGGUUAAAAAAAAAAAACCCAAAGACAGAGCAAAAAACAGAGGUCUCCGCCUACAACACAAGAAGGUAAAAACUCAGAGGCAAAAUAUCCCAACAAAUAAGCAGCAGCGUGUGCUCUUCACUCUCAUCUCCCAUGGCUACAACCAGCAGCUGCAGCAAUCCUUCUAUCAAUGGAUCAUCUCCAAUUACAAGAAUAGCCCAAGACCAUCUUUUCUCCAUAUUACUACUCUUACCUUUGGACUCAAUCUUUUGCUUUGCUAUGACUUGUAAGAAAUUCAGGUCUCUCACUUACUCUGACCCUUUUUGGGAAUCUCUUUGCCGUAGAGAUUGGGGUCAAUCUUCCAUUGAUGCACUCAGAUCCUUUGCUACUGACAGUAAUAAACAACAGCAAUUUCCAUGGAAGAAGCUGUACCAGCAAAUCUACCGAUUAGAUUCUGUCUACUGUAACAGACUCUUGACUACACAUCCACAAGGAGGAGAUGAAGAGAUGCUGCUUCCUCGGCCUAGAGCUUCUCAUUCUCUCAAUUUUGUCUCUGGCUGUUUAGUUCUCUUUGGUGGGGGUUGUGAGGGAGGAAAACAUCUGGACGAUACAUGGGUAGCUUAUGUUGGCAAUGACUUCAAGAGAAUAUUGAAGUGGAACAAGAUUGAAUCAGGGAUCCCAAGUGGCCGCUUUGGUCAUUCAUGUGUUGUGAUUGGUGAUUGUCUAGUCCUUUUUGGAGGAAUAAAUGAUCAUGGCGCCCGCCAAAAUGAUACAUGGGUCGGCCAGGUAGCGGUACAUGAUACAUUUGGUAUCACAUUGUCCUGGAGGCUACUUGAUGUCGGUUCCAUUGUGCCUCCGCCAAGAGGCGCUCAUGCUGCAUGUAGCAUUGAUAAAAGGAGGAUGCUGAUUCAAGGAGGGAUUGGUUUGAAUGGCCUGCGACUAGGAGAUACAUGGGUAUUAGAACUGUCCGAGAAUCUUCAUCUUGGAGUGUGGCAGGAAAUUGUGACUCAUCCGUCUCCACCAUCUCGCUCUGGGCAUACAUUGACCCAUGUUGGAGGAAACCAAACAAUUUUGUUUGGAGGGAGGGGUUUGGGAUAUGAGGUGCUAAAUGAUGUAUGGCUUUUUGAUACAUCUGAAGGUCACUGGAGAUGGGUACAGUUACUAUUUGACUUGCAAAAUAUACCCCAAGGAUUGGCCUUGCCAAGAGUUGGUCACUCAGCCAAUCUCAUCAUAGGUGGCCGACUAUUAAUCCACGGAGGAGAAGAUUCCUACAGACACAGAAAAGAUGACUUUUGGGUGUUGGAUAUCGGCUUAGUGACAUCCAUGAUGCAGUCUGGGACUCCUUCAAACUUGGAGCGAUCAAAGACUAAACUGUGGAGACGGCUCAAGUCCAAAGGUGAUAACCCUGGUGGCAGAUCAUUUCACCGAGCUUGUGUGGAUCCUUCAGGUCGUAACUUCUAUAUCUUUGGUGGUAUGGUAGAUGGUUCGCUUCAGCCUGCCGAAUCCUCUGGAUUGAGAUUUGAUGGAGAGUUGUUUCUUGUGGAGCUUGUGAUUCAGUGAUAGGAGAAUGGGCAGGAGAUUCCGAAAUGCUAAAUGCUUUACAUGACAAAUGCAUGUAAUGUAAAUAUCAGUCCCACUUGUAUCAGCUAGAGAUGUGGUGCUUUGUAUAGUAAAAGACAUAGAAGCUGGUAGUUUGGCCUUAGUAUUGGACCUAAAGAAUUGUCAAGGUAUGUUUCUGGUCUUCUUGAGGAAAAUAGAGCCAACCAAGUUGUGAUAGUACCUGUAAGUUUCUAGUUUAGGAGGGCAGAAUAGAUGAAAUUGAGUCCUGUAAACAGACUAGAUUUUGCUUUGAUUAUAUGAUUGCUCUCGCUCGGCUUCGGCUUCGUA
Nicotiana attenuata is the source of this 1920-nucleotide messenger RNA. Its product is annotated as F-box/kelch-repeat protein At1g51550. The record is from RefSeq and is a predicted model, not a curated record. The transcript is spliced from 2 exons. The coding region runs from base 187 to 1593 and encodes 468 amino acids. Gene Ontology annotation, molecular function: protein binding. NCBI's taxonomy places the organism in Eukaryota, Viridiplantae, Streptophyta, Magnoliopsida, Solanales, Solanaceae.